This is a messenger RNA of Leptonychotes weddellii (Weddell seal), 1222 nucleotides long. Lineage: Eukaryota; Metazoa; Chordata; Mammalia; Carnivora; Phocidae. The record is from RefSeq and is a predicted model, not a curated record.
AUGGGCCCAUGGGCCAGAGACCAGAAGUCCAGCCUGCCUUCUUGCAAGUCCCGAGUCCUGACGAAGGAAUGCUAUGUCCAGAAUACUGCCCGACAGUAUGCCCAGAUCUAUGCUGCCGAAGCACAGCCUCUGGAAGGCUUUGGAGAAGUGCCAGAGAUAAUUCCCAUCUUUCUUAUCCAUCGCCCUGCGAACAACAUCCCUUAUGCAACAGUGGAGGAGGAGCUGAUUGGAGAAUUUGUGAAGUAUUCCAUCAGGGAUGGGAAGGAGAUAAACUUCUUGAGAAGAGAAUCGGAGGCUGGUCAGAAGUGUUGUACCUUCCAGCACUGGGUAUACCAGAAGACAAGUGGCUGCCUCCUGGUCACGGACAUGCAGGGUGUAGGAAUGAAGUUAACUGACGUUGGCAUAGCGACACUGGCUAAAGGGUACAAAGGAUUUAAAGGCAACUGCUCCAUGACCUUCAUCGACCAGUUCGAAGCGCUACACCAGUGUAACAAGUAUUGUAAAAUGCUGGGGCUGAGAUCACUCCAAAACAUCAGCCAGAGACAGAAGGAGCCACGUGUCAGUAAAAACAAAACUCGGCCCAACUCCACAACCGUCAAGAUGGCGCCCGGGCCCCCCACGGCAGGAAGGAAGACCUCGCGUCCCCUGUGACCUGAUGGCCGCCAGCCAGCAGCACCCAGCCUUGUGGGCAGAAAUCUGAGGACACUCAAGAGAGAACGUGUGGCCUGCGUCACGCACAGCGGUGUGACCGUCCUAUUUCCCUCUGCCCCGGCGCCACCCUGCUUCCAAACCCAUCACCUGCUGGCCUCCCUGAAACGACUUCGGGGCAGGAUUUGUGACCAGACGUGGGGAGAGACGGAAUCAGCUGUCACUCCCAGAGGACAGUCCAUCUUUGUGCCCACCGUUAGCGUGUUUACCGACUUCACGUUCUUUGUCUACUUGUGUGUUUGCACGUGGUUGUGUUGUCAAGGACUUGGUGCUGAGCAGGGUCUGUCCACAGCCCAAACCCUCCCGGCGCCCCCUUCCUGACCGGGGGAUUUCUAGACGCACCCAGCUGCUGUAUACACGGAAAACGUGAAUUCCUCCAUUGGGUCAAGUCGUCAGGCUAGUGUGGAAUGUUCUAUUGUUGCCAGAGGUGGUUUCUAACACACAAGGCCAUUUCCUUCAUUCUUUACACACCCGGCUAGAAUUCUGUGCUUAAUUAAAUUCAUAUUGAAACAAA